Lactuca virosa is the source of this 1503-nucleotide messenger RNA. Lineage: Eukaryota; Viridiplantae; Streptophyta; Magnoliopsida; Asterales; Asteraceae. The record is from the annotation of a GenBank genome assembly.
AUGGCCAGAAGACCGGCAACUUGGACAUUUUCCGGCAUUGUUGUCGCCGUUCUGUUGCAGGGAGUGGUUGUUCUGUGUAAGGCUCCGGCGACUCUUAAACUGGAAAGAGCUUUUCCGCACAAUCAACGGAUGGAAUUGAGCAAACUUAGAGAUAGAGAUAAUCUAAGGCACAGUAGAUUCUUGAAGCAGCAAUUAUCGUCUUCUACAAAAGAUGUUAUUGACUUCCCACUUCAGGGCACUUUUGAUCCUUAUCGUGUUGGGCUUUAUUAUACAAAAGUGCAAUUGGGUUCACCUCCAAAGGAAUACUAUGUACAAGUGGACACGGGAAGUGAUGUGUUGUGGGUCAGUUGUAAAGACUGUAAAGGUUGCCCUACAUCUAGUGGACUCAAAGUUCCAAUUGAGUUUUAUGAUCAUGAAAGCUCGAAAACAUCUUCUUUGGUCAAAUGUUCAGAUGAUAUGUGUCUUGUAGGAAUGAAAUUUGGUGAUGCAGAUUGUUCACAUACAAGCACUCGUUGUAUUUACAAAUUUAAAUAUGGAGAUGGAAGUGCAACAUCGGGUUAUUAUGCGUCUGAUUUAAUUCAUUUAGAAAUGAUGUCAGAUGAGUCAAACCCUUCAUCAAAUGCUUCAUCCAAAGUGAUAUUCGGUUGUAGCACAUCUCAAUCUGGGGAGUUAUCCGAACCCGAGAGAGCGGUCAACGGGAUCUUUGGUUUUGGUCAACAGGGUUUAUCCGUAAUUUCACAACUUGCUUCAAAAGGGGCAGCUCCAGAUGCAUUCUCUCAUUGCCUUAAUGGUGGUGGUGAUGGUGGUGGCAUUCUAGUUCUUGGUCAAAUAAUGAAUCCAAAAAUGGUCUAUUCACCACUCAUUCCAUCACAGCCACAUUAUAAUCUACAUAUGACUAGUAUUUCAGUCAAUGACAAAACAUUGCCAAUUGAUCCAUCAGCUUUUGAAAUAUCAAAACACCGAAAAGGAACCAUAAUUGAUUCUGGAACAACACUUGGAUACCUAACAGAAGAGGCCUACAAUCCUUUUGUGGAUGCUAUUACAAAGUUUGUUCCUCAAUCUGUAAAAGCUUUUGAUGCAAAGGGAUACCAGUGUUAUCUAACUAACGAUAGUGUCUCUGAGAUCUUUCCGACUGUGAGCUUAAAUUUUGAGGGUGAUGCUUCCAUGAAUUUAAAACCAGAUAAUUACCUUUUGGAACAAAACACUGUGGAUGGUGGAUUGGCAUGGUGUAUAGGGUUUCAGAAGGUUAAGGGUCAAGGACUUACGAUUUUAGGAGACAUUGUUUUGAAAGACAAGGCUAUUGUUUAUGACUUGGGCGCUCAACGAAUUGGAUGGGUAGACCACGAUUGUAGAACACCUGUUAACGUGUCUGCUACAUCAAGUGGUCGCAGAAGAAUCUCAAGUAGCAGCAGUUCACUGCAGCACAAACCUUAUCAACUGACCCUCAUCAUGAUUCUUGCUUACAUGCUACAUUUAUUGGUAUUUGAUUGUUUCUCAUCGUAA